Molecule: messenger RNA, 2308 nt
Organism: Aegilops tauschii subsp. strangulata
Lineage: Eukaryota; Viridiplantae; Streptophyta; Magnoliopsida; Poales; Poaceae
Product: urease accessory protein F
Molecular function (GO): nickel cation binding
Source: RefSeq, a predicted model, not a curated record
CGUAGAGGUGGGGAUGGGCCGGAGAAGUUUAGCAGCCGUGGGUGCACGCAAAUACAAGCGAAACAGAAGGCCCACGAAAGUUCCUCCUCUUCUCGUUGACCCCUCUCUGGCCUCUCUCUCAAACUGCCUCAUCCAUCCCCACCGAAGCGAUCGCCGAGUGUUUGAUGAGUGCCUGAGAGAGCGGCGUCAAUGGGUUCAUCGCCGCAAGCAUAAAGCUACCUGCCUCGCGGUGUUCGUUCCCCGGCGCUUCGACGCUGAAAGAAUGCCUGUCCGGGAGCUUCAUCUUGUUUGGACUUUUGAACGGCUAGUUUGAAGAAUUCAUCGCACUGAGAUGGAAAGAAUCAGGACCGGGAUGAUAUUUUUGCGUGUAAAAUUUCCUGCGUUUUGGGGAUCUUAUGCUGUUCUCUAUGGUUGACAAGAGUUUGCUCUUCUCAUUUGUCAGCACUGAAGAUUGAUCCAUCGACUCAUCUUGACACUAAUGGACGGGGAACACUCGGCUUUGAAGAAAAUGAGAUUGGAGGACGCAGAGGAUUCUGCGAUCAGUCAAGUGCCUGCCACGGCGUCGAGCAUGCAUCAGCAAUUGUUCUGGAGCCAGUGGCAGCUACUGGACUCCAUUCUCCCCACGGGUGGUUUCGCACACUCCUACGGCCUGGAAGCUGCUAUGCAAUCGCGCAUAGUGAACAACCAGGAAGACCUGAGGCUGUUCCUCAUCCAGGUGGUGGACAACAUUGGAAGCCUGCUGCUUCCAUUCGUGUUCUGCGCCAGUAGGUCUCCUGACGCUGCGGCAUGGGUCAAGCUAGAUCAGCUGCUGGACGCUACGUUGACGAAUGAGGUCGGCAGGAAGGCGUCCACGUCGCAAGGCUCGGCUCUGUUGAGGGUGGCCGCGUCUGUCUUCACUGAGAUCCAGCCGCUGCAGGAUCUCCGAAGGACAUUUCUCGGUUCCACAAGCGUGUCGUUUCACCAUGCCCCGAUAUUUGGGUUGAUAUGUGGGCUGGUUGGAUUUGACAGCGAGACAACGCAGCGCGCUUACAUGUUUGUGGCAAUGAGGGAUGUGAUCUCCGCCGCGACGAGGCUCAAUCUGAUAGGACCGCUUGCUGCUUCGGUUCUGCAGCACCAGGUUGCGCCUGAUGCCGAGAAGAUGCUGCAAAAGUGGAGGGACCGUGAUGUCUCUGAAGCAUCACAGACUGCGCCGCUGCUUGACGCGUUGCAAGGCUGCCAUGCUUACAUGUUCUCUAGGCUGUUUUGCUCUUGACAGUGAGGUUGCUGAAUGCAGUUUGGUGUACUUCUGUUCACAGUUUUACCCUGGAGAAGUAGAAGAUUACUAGCUUUUCCUAAAGAAAAAUGGCAUCAGAAGAUUGCAAGCAUCUCGAGGACAGAUCCCAGUAUGAUUAUUUAUUAUACUUGCAGGCAAGAUUUUACAACAAUGCCAAUAACCCAAUAGUACAUUAUGUUCAUGUGUGAGCCCCCUCUACCAUCUAUUACACCAUCAUACAUAGGAUACAUCUGUCUUCAGCUUCACCAAAUACAAAAAUGAUAUAAUUGUGUCCCAUAUUACAAAGAACAUUGUUCUCUUUUGCUCCAUGACACAAAGUACUAGAUCCGUUGCUUGAGCUCCAGAUUCUAUCUUUAAUGCAAUAACAGAUUGCUUGGCUUCAUGGGAUUUCUCAUGCUCUCCAUAGAUCUGAACAACUCGGAGAAGUUGCCUUGCCAAACCCGCCGCAGCCACCAUCCUGAUACUCUCGUCCAUCUCCAUGCGCCCGAUCCUUUGGAUCAUCCCCAAGAAUCAGGUUGGCCUGAACAUAGUAGAUAAAGAUUUGGAAUCACAGAGAGUAGAUAAAGAUAGCAAAGAUGCUGUCUGAAGUCAGUACGGCACUGAACCUCAAGUCACUGAAUUAUGAAAUACUCCCUCCUUCCCAAUAUCUAGUGUACCAUCUCCCGAACCCAAACUUUUUUAGAUAACUGUCAAUAAUGGUAUGUAGUACACCAUGCAACGAAUUGUGAAGUUGGAUACCUUGGCCUUUUACUAUGCAAGGAGCUUUAUCCCCCUUUAAAGCUGUCCCGAUCUUCAUAAAGAUGCAUCAUGCAUGGCUGCACUAAAAAGGGUUUCAGUUGGAUACACAUGCACCAUUUGAUGCAGAACUCAAAAUCGGUUCUUCUUUAUUUUACUUGCAAGCAAGAUUGUACAACAAUGCCAACAGUACAUUUUGUUCAUGUGUGAGCCCCCUCUACCAUCUAUUACACCCAUCAUACUACAUAGGAUACAUCUGUCUUCAGCUUCAUCAAUAUAACAUCUGAUACAAUUGCGCGC